AUGGCAUCAGCUGCGAACCUUGUCACUCGGCUCCUGUGGGCUUACUUACUGGAGCUUUGGAUAGGAGGGCACACGGCUGAUACCACUCACCCCCGCUUACGUCUGUCACAUAAAGAACUCUUGGACCUAAAUCGAACAUCAGUCUUUCAUAGCCCUUUUGGGUUUCUUGAUCUGCAUGCAAUGCUGCUGGAUGAAUAUCAGGAGAGACUCUUUGUGGGAGGCAAGGAUCUUGUGUAUUCUCUCAGCUUGGAACAAAUCGGCAGUGGCUAUCGAGAGAUACACUGGCCUAGUACAGCACUAAAAAUAGAAGAAUGCAUAAUGAAAGGAAAAGAUGAGAGUGAAUGUGCAAAUUAUGUUCGCGUUUUGCAUCACUAUAAUAGGACGCACCUUCUGACCUGUGGUACUGGAGCUUUUGACCCACUUUGUGCCUUCAUCAGGGUUGGAUACCAUUUGGAAGGCCCCCUGUUUCAUCUGGAACUGCACAGGUCCGAAAGAGGAAGGGGCAGAUGUCCUUCUGAUGCCAGCUCCUCCUUCACCUCCACCUUAGUUGGUAAUGAAUUGUUUGCUGGACUUUAUAGUGAUUACUGGGGCAGAGACGCUGCGAUCUUCCGGACAAUGGGGCGACUGGCCCAUAUUCGCACCGAGCAUGACGACGAGCGCCUGUUGAAAGAGCCAAAAUUUGUAGGUUCGUACAUGAUUCCUGACAAUGAAGACCGAGAUGACAACAAAGUGUAUUUCUUUUUUACCGAGAAGGCCCUGGAGGCCGAGAACAGCGCGCAGGCCAUUUACGCCCGAGUGGGGCGACUCUGUGUGAAUGAUGUGGGAGGCCAGAGGAUACUGGUGCAUAAGUGGAGCACUUUCCUAAAAGCCAGACUGGUCUGCUCAGUACCAGGCAAGAAUGGAAUUGACACCUAUUUUGAUGAAUUAGAGGAUAUUUUCUUGCUGCACACCAGAGAUCAUAAGAACCCAGUGAUAUUUGGACUCUUUAACACUACUAGUAAUAUAUUUAGAGGGCAUGCAAUAUGUGUCUAUCAUAUGUCUAGCAUCCGGGCAGCCUUUAAUGGACCAUAUGCACAUAAGGAAGGACCUGAAUACCACUGGUCACUCUAUGAAGGAAGAGUCCCUUAUCCAAGGCCUGGUUCCUGUGCCAGCAAAGUGAACGGCGGGAGAUACGGAACCACCAAAGACUAUCCCGAUGAUGCCAUCCGAUUUGCAAGAAGCCAUCCACUUAUGUACCAGCCCGUAAAACCUGCCCAUAAAAAACCAAUCCUGGUAAAAACAGAUGGAAGAUAUAACCUGAAACAAAUAGCAGUAGAUCGAGUGGAAGCUGAGGAUGGCCAAUACGAUGUCUUGUUCAUUGGGACAGAUAAUGGAAUUGUACUGAAAGUAAUCACGAUUUAUAACCAAGAAACAGAAUCAAUGGAAGAAGUAAUUCUAGAAGAACUUCAGAUAUUCAAGGAUCCAGUUCCUAUUAUUUCUAUGGAGAUUUCUUCAAAGAGACAACAGCUGUAUGUUGGAUCCGCUUCUGCCGUGGCCCAAGUCCGAUUCCAUCAGUGUGACAUGUACGGAAGUGCUUGUGCUGAUUGCUGCCUGGCUCGCGACCCUUACUGUGCCUGGGAUGGCAUAGCCUGUUCCCGGUAUUACCCAACAGGCACCCAUGCAAAGAGGCGAUUCCGCAGACAAGAUGUUCGGCACGGAAACGCCGCUCAGCAAUGCUUUGGACAGCAGUUUGUCGGGGAUGCUUUGGAUAAGACUGAAGAGCGACUGGCGUAUGGCAUAGAGAACAACAGUACUUUGCUGGAAUGUACCCCACGAUCUUUGCAAGCAAAAGUUAUCUGGUUUGUACAGAAAGGACGUGACACAAGAAAAGAGGAGGUGAAGAUGGAUGACAGAGUGGUUAAGAUGGACCUCGGUUUACUCUUCCUCAGGGUACACAAAACGGAUGCUGGGACCUAUUUUUGCCAGACAGUAGAGCACGGUUUUGUCCAUACUGUCCGUAAAAUUACCCUGGAGGUGGUGGAAGAGGAGAGAGUGGAGGAAAUGUUUCACAAAGACUUUGAAGAGGACGGGCCUCACAAGAUGCCCUGUCCUGCCCAGAGUAGUGUCCCACACGGGGCAAAACCCUGGUACAAGGAAUUCUUGCAGCUGAUUGGUUAUAGCAACUUCCAGAGGGUGGAGGAAUACUGUGAAAAGGUCUGGUGCACAGAUAAGAAGAGGAAAAAGCUCAAAAUGUCGCCUUCCAAGUGGAAAUAUGCCAACCCACAGGAAAAGAAGCUGCGUCCCAAAGCGGAGCACUACCGCCUGCCCAGGCACACACUGGACUCCUGAUGGGGCGAAACGGUCUACUGGCUUCUGGAGAAUUUCUGUUUGGAACUGAAAACAAAUAACAACAACAAUGAAGAGAAGCCAUUUAACUUCUUUGUACUGCUUAAAAGAGUUCUGUAACACAGAAAUGACUGUGAAGGUAUUACGAUAAAUUAUUCUACCUACUCAUCUGACUGGUUAAAAAUCUCAUAAAACUAACUAAUUUUCUAAACAAGUAUAUUCCUCAGUGGCUUCCGACUAUAUUUACCAAAAAGUGACCAUAGCUGUAGUUUUGAAUACUUGGCUGCUUUUCCUUGGCAAAAUUAUUAUCUUACCCUUGGAAAACUUAGGAUUAUUGGAGUAUUGAUGAAAAAGCAGAGAUUCUAAUAAGCAUGGAAAAAAAUUAAAUAUAUAUUUUAAUCUUUCUGAAUUCUACCCUUCCGCCACGAUGUAAAAUAUACAGAACAUCAAAUACUUUAAUGUUCUCAUAUGAACUGUCUUUGCGUUCCAAGAAUUCUCAUGUUAGUGUCUAAGCUCUGUGUUUUAUGAAGCAGGUGUGUUGUAAUUGUAAACCAUGAAAGAAAAACUGUGGUCACCUUGAGGCUCAUGCCCUUCAUAAAACAUUCAUUCAACCCCGUUCACUAUAGUUAUGUUUCAUGGUGAAAACACGUCCUUUCAAUUUCACUCCACUGAAUAAAGAAUGAAGUUAAGGUAACUUAUUAAAAAAAAAAAAAAAA
Molecule: messenger RNA, 3041 nt
Organism: Callorhinus ursinus (northern fur seal)
Lineage: Eukaryota; Metazoa; Chordata; Mammalia; Carnivora; Otariidae
Gene: SEMA3E
Product: semaphorin 3E
Biological process (GO): semaphorin-plexin signaling pathway; axon guidance; negative chemotaxis
Cellular component (GO): plasma membrane
Molecular function (GO): semaphorin receptor binding; chemorepellent activity
Source: RefSeq, a predicted model, not a curated record